CCGCCGCCAGCCCGCACGCCCACGGACCCCAAGCCGCGCGAGCCACAGCCGCGGGGCUCGGAUCUCGUCCCGUCUCGCCGCGGCACAAGACCAGGCCGGCGGAUUCGCCCCUCGGCGCGAUUCGCCGCCACCCGGGCCGCCUAGCCCCUCUUCCUCGCCGGGACUCCGGCAUUCGCUCAGAUGGACGCGGAGGACGCGCUGGGGUUCCGGGAGGACGACGCCAUCCGCUUCAUCUUCGGCGAGGACGUGGCCGCCAGGGCCGACGACGACUCCGCCAGUGCCUUCGACAGGUCGCUCAUGGAGCUUCGCGUUUUCCGGGAGGUCUUCUCCAGGCCGCCCGCGCAGGCGGAGGCCGCGGGGAGGCACUUCGGGGUGGCCGAGACGUCGCUGCUCCCCGGCGCCCGCUUCGCCGCGCAGCAGCGACCCGCGGAUGCUCCCCGGGCCCAGGCCGGCCUCAACCUCAAGGUCCAGCCGCCUCCGCCGUUCCGCGGCGAGCACAUUGUGUCUGCUCAGGUCCACGCCGGAGCAGGCCUUGGCCCGGAGGCACGCAUGCAUGCUCACCGGCAGCAGAGCAUUGUUACAACGGAGGGCAGAGUGGAUCUCGGGGUCAGCAAGGGGCAUGCGCAUUCUUACAAUGUCCAACAACACGGGACCGCUGCCCAGGAGCAUGCGCAUUGUUACAAGGAGCAACACGGGACUGCUGCCCAGGAGCAUGCGCAUCGUUACAAUGACCAACAUGAGACCGCUGCCCGGGAGGAGCAGGAGCAUGCAGGGCUUCUUAGGGUACUGGCCAGGUGGAGGCACGGCCGGGAGCUGUAA
This is a messenger RNA of Hordeum vulgare subsp. vulgare (domesticated barley), 819 nucleotides long. RefSeq lists its product as uncharacterized. NCBI's taxonomy places the organism in Eukaryota, Viridiplantae, Streptophyta, Magnoliopsida, Poales, Poaceae. Bases 181 to 819 code for a protein of 212 amino acids. The transcript has 3 exons. The record is from RefSeq and is a predicted model, not a curated record.